GAUUCCUUGUAUUCAGUUGUCUACAGCAGUCGGAUUCUUAGAAAAGUCUGGUGGUCCUGUCUGCUUCUUUUGGAGACACCGACUCGAGAAGGAUCUAGUGCUGUCGUCGACAGUUGUCCUCGGACGUCGUUGGGUUGAAGAACUCGCCGCUGCUAGACAAAGCUUCAUCCCUCUACGUGCUGCUCAGUUCGCAUUUCACUUUUUUUUUACAGUCUACGCAAAAACCGUCAAGAUGAACGUCGGUGGGUACAAGUCCGCCUCCGUAAGCAGCGAGGUAAUGCCUAAUUGGCAAAACCAUGAGCACGAUCAUCGCUUUCGGAGCCCCCACUGCCUCAACUUAUGAAUGGGCUAUAAUUAUCAGCAAUUAAACUGAUCGUCAUCUCACAACUACAUCCUGGUUCUGUUUUGCAAUCGGAGAAAUUAUCUAUCAACUCAUUUUCCUGUAACUACGAGCAUCUUCCAUGACCUUUACUUCCUCAAGCACUUCUUUCUUCCACUCAAGAAAAUUCAAAUUGUCUUUUUUUACGAACAUUCUGUUUUAUGAUCAUGCGAAUACGUACCUUACUCGCUUUACCACUUAGCGCUAAUCUUUCCAUGUUACGACACUGUGGUGUUAACGGUGGACGAGAAUACGGAGAAGCUGACGUCUAUAGAGAGGAUUCUGAGUGCAGAGCCGUUUUUGGGCAUGACGCUGAAGUGGAACCUUGAAAGCCCGGAUGCAGGCAGAAAGAAGAUCAACUUUAUAGCGUUAGUCGCAAUAGCAGUACCCACGAAGGUCUACAUCUUCCGCACGCACAAAGAUACGCGGCUCCCGGCCUUCUUAGUGUGGGCCCUCAGGGAGAAGAAAAUCGCAAAAUGUGUCCUUGGCAAGGACAUGGUCUUGCAAAAAGUAAAUCAGCGUAUGCAGAAAACCUUCGAGAAUACACCAAAAGAACUCCAGGAAUGCCGAAAAUGGGCAAGGGAAAACCUCAAAGAACGAGGUGGCGAAAAAGUAGAGCCUGAGGACAGCAACGACCCAGACGACGAUGAGUUUCUCUGGUACUGAUAAUACAACUGAUUGUGAUUUGUGAAUAGAUAUAUUUAUAAUGUUCAUGAUGUGAAAAUUUCUUCAGAUUCAGAUUUCUCUCCUUCGUAAUAAAUACAGGAAAAAAAAUUGUUGUCCAACGUACUGAUCCAAGGUACUGUGCGGAAUACGCGUUGCCGCACAACCGAGCUACGGAAAUGGGCAGGCAAGUUGCGGAGUCGGUAUUAUAAACUAACCAGACACGACGGAUUCGUAUCAUCUGUCAGACUCAGAUCAUAUAUAUAAGAAUUCAGUUGCGUGCAUGUGCUACGAAAACGAAGUAGCAAGUUAGCAGGCUUAAGUAGACAAUAUUGAUAUUCAAACUUUCAGGUCGAGCAAUCCGAUUGGGAAACAGAGAAGCUUACGGAAGCGCAGCAGAGAAAAGCAGCGGACGACGCCUACUACGCUUUGAUGGUAACAUACAUGAUCUUGAUCUUCAUUUUCUAAAUCGUCGCUGCUCUGCUAGAAGAGGCAAGUAACAUGACACAACAGCAUUUGGAUUUACAUGUCGGUACCUGCAGUUUGUUACAACAGAAAUGUCUUUAACUUUAUCUUUAUGACGCUCACCGGAGGCGUUGCACAGUGCUCCGGCCUGCCCUCGAAGGUGAGACCUAUGGGGCUGACACGACGACGAUAGCGCCGUCGCUUAAUUGGUUUUAGCAGAUAGCAGGACGCGACGCUUGGCGAUAAUUACCCUUUUCGCUUUUCUCUCUUCCUCUGGUCUUUCCUUUUUCUAGUCAGGUCGGCUCCACCACAAUUUAUUGCCGAUCACUCUGCACAUUUCAUCUGCAGGUUUUCAUGUCUAUGCGAAUGCGAAAAGAGAGGAGGAACCCACGUAGGAACCGAGAAAUGGACGACGAAAUUGAUAAGCGACAGCGGAAUAAAGGAAAGGGAAUAUGCGUGAAAGCCGAAACCGAUUCGACUCUCAAAGGCAAGGGAAUAUGCCCUCCUGGCAUGCAGCCGUCUCCAAUGGGUAUGGGAAUGCCACCGGGUGGUACCUUUUCGGGUUACCUAAGUAGCGUCGUAGGUCCACCUCCACUGAUGCUAAUACUAUUUAUUAUUAUCUUUUCUUGACGUUGAACAAGAUUAUUUUUCACAAUUUCUCUGCAGCUGCAUUAUUCAUCCAAUUUUUCUAUCAGGUAUGAUGGGUGGUGGAGGGGGCAAGUUUGGCGCGCCCUCUCCUUUUCCAGGCAGCAAACCACUAGCACUCGAAAAUGAACCACGUGGACUUUACCCAACGACUAGUACAGGAAGUACAUGAAUAUGAAUUUCGUCAAUUUGUCUAACAGGACCAAGUUGUAGUUCUUGAACAAAAUGACGUGACAAACAUGAAAAAUUUGGUGACUACUGUAGUGACUGUAUGAUCCAGAGAAUCCCAUUUGAAAAAAACAAGGUCCAGGAUCCUUGGGUCCCCCAGGAGGUCCGCAUAUGGGUAUGCCACCUCCAGGGAAGGGUGCUCCUUCUCCAUUUGGCCCGAUGCCGGGAAUGAACGACGAUCUCAUGCCAGCCUUUAGUCUUGGUGGACCGCAGUCCCUCUAUGGCAGCAGCGCCAGUGGCAUGCAGGGCAUGCCUCCUCCUGAAAGUGGAAUGAAUAGCAAGGGCGGCGCGCCCGGUCCUCCGUUUCACCAAGACCCACACGCCGGGCACAUGGUUCCGCCGUUUGAAUACCAACCUGGAGGCCCGCCAAACGGCUUUCUCGAUCAUCACACUGGCUACAAUCGGCUCCCGGGCGGACCGCCAUGCGGAGGCCCGCCGCCACCGGGUAAACCUCCGGGAAGCUUCAAUCAAGUGGGCCCUGACGGAGUGGGCAGUGGCGGCAUGCUUCCUCCGGGCGCUUACGGUGGACCACCGCCUUCAGGUCCGAAUAGUGGUGGGAUGAACGCACCCCAAGGCGGAGGCCUAUCUUCUUCUGCAGGCGGAAACGCGCCGCCGCCAUCCUCAAAAGGUGGCGAUGCGCCGCCUCCGGGAAGCAGCAGCGGUGGAGUACCGCAUCCGGGAGGACCACCAUACGGCAUGAUGUCGCAAGGUGCGCCACCCCCGCCAGAUUCCGGACCCGAAAAUGGGCCGCCUUGUUUCGGAGGUUCGAUCCCGUUUGGAAGCAAAGGCUCAUCACCAAAUGCAGUCGGCGGUCCGCAUCCUUUUUACAAUAUGCCUGGAGCAACUGGGCCUUCCGGCGCACCACCACACCCUUAUGGAAGGAAUUACAGACGUCAAUCAACUACUUGAUGUUGUAGGCUUAAGUUUUACAUCUCUAGUGCGUCCAAUAACUUAAGUAAACUUCUGAAUGGAAUAUAUAACAGAGUAGUUUAUAGCACGCAUGGUGCAUGGAGUAGCAUGGAGUGCAUGGAGCGCAGAGCUUUAAGGGGCGCAAGAAGCUCCCCCUUUAGCUCCAUGCUACUCCAUGUGAUCCAUGCACUCCAUGCCAUGCGAGCUGCGAAACCUUAUAAACUGCUCUAAUAUAAAAAGAAUGUGUCUUUCUCUUUGGUGUCCUCGUGAUUCAGUUUUCGCAAACGCAACAACAAGCACAACAUCAUAAAUUCUUUCAUAUCUGUGGAAGCAGCAGCAACGGCCUUGGUCUCAUGCUAGGACCUCCCGGAAAAGGGUCUCAGCCGAUGGGACUUUACCCCGACGGAAAGGGUAUGUAUCCUCACUUCGACGGCAAGGGCGGGCCUGAUGGCAAAGGUAUGCUUCCUGGAGGACCGAUGAUGCCGCCGGGAGGACCGAUGUCAAUGAGCAACGUGUCGAUGGGACCACCACCGGGAAGUGGAAAGCCUGGCGGUUUGGGUGCUGGCGGUCCCCUCUUGAACGGAGCGACCGAUCCAAAUGGACUGCAGCACACGGACAGCGUGCCUCCGCCGGGUUCCUGCUCCUUUCCGGCAUGGCACCACUCUGACCACAGCACAAAGGACUCCACCGGAUCAUCGGAGUCUGCACUCAAUAAGCAAAACGACGAGGAGGACGCAGUCUACUCCUUAUCAUGCGUCGGAGGCAAAAUCAAACAGUUGGUAAAAAUUCUACAGUCUGAUUGGAGGUGAGUCCUAGUAAUAUGACGGGCUGGUCUUCUUGUGUAUCUCUGUCGUGUAAUAUCAUACUCAACAUUAGGCAUCCCAGCCACAUGAUGUGAUGUUGCUAUUUCAUCAUCCUCGUCCUCGUAAUUCUUGGUCUACAACUACAAGACACGUCUACUUUGUUUUUACCAGAUCGCGUCGAUCCUGAAGGACCCGAGCCUGAAGAAGGUUACGGCGCUUGCGCUUAGCAACGAUGACGACCUUGGAGGUCGAGGCGUCGAUGAAAAAGUGACCGAGCUAAACUUCGUUGUUAAUCAUCCUGCAGCUGAAGGCGGCGCAAAAUUUGAUGUCCACUUCCACAUUGUUCGGCAACUUUCGGAUGCGGAAGCCAAAAUGGACAACGACUCGAAUAUUAUUGCGCUCUUUACCUGCGCCAGCAUACUGGAUAUAAAUGCGGUAAUGAAGUAGAUGCUCUUGGCUCUCUCUCCUUUACUCUGAUGCAGGAAUUCGAAUUUGAUCUUUUAUUUACUUAUAACAGAUGAAGAUAUCAACCAGUUUAUUGUAAUGAUCAAUAGCAUUUGCAUUUGAGAUUUUUGUUUUUCAAGGAAAAUGUAAAGAUCUAGAAGAUCAUUGGCAUGAUGUUGAAUGAUGGUGAAUCGAUGAAGCCCUUACGGAAUACAAAAACCGGUCGACCACAUCAGAAGUUCCACCAUAAUAUCGGGGAUGCCAAGAACCACUUGCAGAGAUUGGUCGAUCUUGUGAGGAAACCACGUGUAGUCCUUUUCGUGCUGCAAGACAAGGAUUAUGACUAUCGCAGAGUCUCGAAGGGUCCCAUGAUGUAUGGAAACUUCAUGAAGCACCAAGGCGAGGUACCUUGCGACUUCAUUCAAUACUUUUGGAUUUAAAUAAUAGUUGAUUUCCUCGAUUUUCGACGAAACUGAAGAUACUUCUCAUGUCAUGCAGAUCAGAUUUUUCAUGUUGCUUGGUGACCAUGUCAACUUUUGUAUUUGUAUUUGUUGCUACAACAAAAUAAAUCUAGGUUCACCGACAUGAAUGCUGGCCAGUGCAGCACUCUGACGACAACAUCAUUACGGCAGUCGAAGUCUAUCGCUACGGCCCACCACCGCAACGCAAGAAGAAAAAGCCGGGUCGUGGACAGAAGCGGGGUACCGGCGCGCAAGGAGCCAAUGGCGACCGCUCUCAAGAGAUUUUGGGCGGACCUGAGCGUAGUAUGUCAGCGAUAGCUUCCAAUUCAUCCAUGCUUUCAUGCGGAGCAAUGGGCGGCCCGGACGCGCUGGAUCCCAACUACCCGUCGUCGAGUGGUCCUAUGAUUAUGGGCAGUCCCCAGUUUGGCAGUAUGCCAGGCGGACCAGGCAGCGGACCGCAUCCUUACGGUAUGCAACCUCCCAAUACGGUAGGCAUGAUGAUGCAGCCACCACCGGGAGUUAUGGGCGGAGGCCCGCUGGGGCCGAUUGGCGGUGGGCCUAUGGGAAGCGGACCACCACUCGGGAGUCCCACACAGGGUCCUGGAGGCUCGAAGGGCGUUCCGCAUUGGCCAAUGCACCUGAUGCCAGGCGGCCCACAUUUUGGUGGGCCAGGGCCACCGGGCGGACCACCGGGACCCGGACAUCUAUCUCAACCGCGCGGAGGACCGCUGAUGGAUCUGAAUUUGGGACCCAGUGGCCCAUCCGGGCCCGGCAUGCCUCCAGGCGGAGGUCCGGGCGCACCCUAUCAUCUACCUCCUGGCGGUGGUGGGAAUCUGUUGCCAAACUUCGGCGCGUUCAAUCCGGGCGGGUGUCCGCCGGGCGGCGGUCCGAUGAUGGGCGGAGGUCCAGGAGGCGGCUACAAUCCACCGCAUUUGCAGCAUGUCUCGCCUCCGGGUCCUGGAACCUUGACACCAGGUGGUCCAGGGACAACGAGCAGCGGCAGCGGCAAGCUCGGACAGUCAGUGGGAAUGCAAGGAGGACCUCCGAUGAUGGUUAAACAUGCAGGCUUUGAUGGUGGAAAGUGUGGUACGGACGGACCGGGUGGUCCCCAAGGACCAAUGAUGGUGCAGACAAAAUCAGGCGCACACCCAGCCAACGGAACAACGUCUUCAUCGGGGCUGCCGGCAGGUCCAUCAUCUUCUUCCAGCAGCGCGGGGCCUGCGAACGGAUCUGGCCCUGCAUGUAGUGCUCCUCCGCCCGGACCGCAAAUGAGCAUUCCAGGCUCUUGGGCAGCGGCCGCAGCAGCCGGUGGCAAAAGCAGCGGUUUGAACCGUACAGCCUCCGGUGGUGGUACCAACGGGCCUGCAACAUCGUCGGGGCCAGGAGGAGACCUCUCAGGUAGUGGACCCGAGACGGGCUCUUCGUGUAGCGGUCCCGGAGGAUGUUACAGUAUCAAUCCGAACAUGUACAACAGCGGAUCUUCUUCUGCGACAACAGCGAAUGGAAGCAGCUGCACCACCAGCAGUCGGUCCUGUGGUGAUUCGCGCGUAUCCCCAGCGCAUCCGCACGCAGGAAACGCCGGCGGCGGCUCCAGCAAAAGUCCAGCCCUAAGCAGCACGCACGAAUCGCACAAAGGAGGAGCCGGUGGGGCGGGAACCUCAGCUAUCACACCAACUAGUGGUGCUUCGUCUCGCGAUCCUAAUGCCGCAGCGCGGGGUGGAAUUCCGCUCUCGAAUGCCCCGGGUGGUGCCAAAGGACCCCUUCCUGGUGGCAGUUCAGUACCGAGUGGAGCAGGCGGACCGCAGUCCUCGACAUGGGGUCCGGGAAUUGGAGCUUUAGCGGGAACGAACUCAUCAAAAAUGUCAACCACGUCAAAUGAUCAAUUGGUCGGGGGCGCGUUUCACCACCCGAGCAGCUCGAUGAUGUCGCGACCACCGCUUUCAUCGUGUGGAGGCGCAGGAGCGCCGCUGGAUCUAAGUGUUAGCAUCCCUCCCGCCAACUCCGGAGGUGCAACGUCUCUCUCAUCAGGUAGAACCCCGAGUGCUUCUACGCCGCAACCGUCACCGCCGCCACCGGGUCUUGGUCCGCAGUCCGCCUCUAGCUUGAAUCAUUCAGGUCUCGUGGGAUCCUCUACUCUGCCAAUCGUGAACGACCCACGAUUUCUUGCUGCUUCGGCACACCAAGCUUCUCAUCCGAAUGGGCCACCAGGACCAACGGCAGCCAACGGCAUGAUGCCCACGACGCCAUCAAUGCCUCUCUCGGGCUCAAGCAUGAUGCGCGGCCCAAGCAAAGGAACAAGUCGAUUUGGCCCAACAGAACCAACUGGUAAUCUAUCACUUGAGUAAUGCCAAUUCUUUCUCUUCAUCGAAGUCGAAGAAAAGAUACUAUCGGUAUCGUGUUGUCAGUCUGUCAAGAUCCAUAUUAAGAGAAGAAUCGAAAAAGUCGAAAAGAAGAACACAAUAACAGAUACAGUACUAGCGCAGUCUGUCUUUGUUCAGAACCUCAACCUCCUCCGUUACCAUUGAUCCCAAUGAAAUAAAUGUUAGGUUCCCGCAUGAAGAUGCACAAGUUUUCAGCAACAUCAGGUUCACCUUCUGAUGGAAGCAGCGCUGCACUUCGAGGGUAUGGAGCCGACGUUUCGCCCGCGAUAUAUCAGGGAGACAACGCGGCAGGCUUCCCGGUACUUCCCAAGCUGCCGCCGCCUGCGAUCAGCGCUGCUGGGCCCUCUAGUGGACCAGGAGGCGCAAGUGCAGUGAGCAGCAUGCUCGAAACUACACCACCACCCUUUCCACCGCCGGGUCUCGAUGACGCACGACGAAGCGGAGGCUCUGGUCCAGCGCCGAGCGGCUACAACAAGUAUCCGGUAUUAAAAUUAUUUCACAAAAUCACACUAUCACUACCGCUUUUUUGAAUUUGAAAUUCUUCAUGAUGUUGAUUUCACUUGUUGCAACAUCAGCCUAUGAUCAAUCUUUGGAUGUUGAGAAACAGAUAGUAUAACAACUACAGCAAAGUAAGAUUAAGAUGAAAGAUGAAAAUUGAAGUAAUUACUACGUCGUACAUCAACAUCAACAUCAACAUCAACUACAGCCGCCACCCGGACUGGAGCCGAUAAGUGCAGGAAAAGGCCCGAUUGGAAAAAGGCUGUGA
Amoebophrya sp. A25 is the source of this 8144-nucleotide messenger RNA. Lineage: Eukaryota; Dinophyceae; Syndiniales; Amoebophryaceae. The record is from the annotation of a GenBank genome assembly.